AUGUCGAUACCUACUAUUCGUGGCACUUCUGCUGCUCUUCGCGGCACCUCGCGUCCAAUGGUCGCCCACGCCACUGUGCGCAGCUUUGCUCGCCGCACCAACUCCUCCAUUGCGCUCGAUGGCCAGCAGCAGCUCCUUUCCGCUCACCUCUCCAAGGCUGACCCUGCCGUUUUUGACAUCAUUGAGAAGGAGAAAAACCGUCAGAAGCAUUUUAUCAACUUGAUUCCCUCCGAGAACUUCACUUCGCAGGCAGUUCUCGAUGCUCUCGGCAGCGUUAUGCAGAACAAGUACUCCGAGGGCUACCCUGGUGCCCGCUACUAUGGGGGUAACGAAUUCAUUGAUCAGUCCGAACGGCUUUGCCAGCAGCGCGCCCUUGAGGCCUUCGGCCUGGAUGCUAGCAACUGGGGCGUGAAUGUUCAGCCUCUUUCCGGUGCCCCUGCCAACCUCUACGUCUAUUCGGCGCUAAUGGAUACUCAUGACCGUCUCAUGGGCCUCGACUUGCCCCAUGGAGGCCACUUGUCGCACGGUUACCAGACUCCCACGAAGAAGAUCUCGUCCGUCUCCAAGUACUUCGAGACUGUUCCUUACCGCCUGGACGAGAAGACCGGAUUCAUUGAUUACGAGAAGCUUGAGGAGCUCGCUCUUCUCUACCGGCCCAAGAUCAUCGUUGCGGGUGCCAGUGCUUACAGUCGCCUGAUUGACUACAAGCGUAUUCGCGAGAUCUGCGAUAAGAUCAACGCCUACAUGCUCGCAGACAUGGCUCAUAUCUCGGGCCUUGUUGCCGCUAAGGUGCUUCCUGGGCCCUUCCAGCAUGCUGAUAUUGUCACCACUACCAGCCACAAGAGUCUACGUGGUCCUCGCGGUGCACUCAUUUUUUUCCGCAAGGGCGUCAGACGCCAAAACCCAAAGACGAAGGUGGAUGAGAUGUACAACCUUGAAGGUCCCAUCAACAACUCCGUCUUUCCUGGCCACCAGGGCGGCCCCCAUAACCAUACUAUUACCGCUCUUUCCGUCGCUCUGAAGCAAGCUCAAACCCCCGAUUUCCACGCCUACCAGUCUCAAGUCCUCGCUAACUCUAAGGCAUUCGCCAAGCGUCUUGGUGAUGAUAAGAGCAAGGGGGGCCUUGGUUAUAGCCUUGUCAGCGGUGGUACAGACAACCACCUGGUUCUUGCUGACCUUAAGCCGAAUGGUGUGGACGGCGGACGCGUCGAACGUAUCCUCGAACUUGUUGGUAUCGCUGCCAACAAGAACACAGUGCCUGGCGACCGCUCUGCUCUUGUUCCUGGUGGUCUUCGCAUGGGUACACCCGCCAUGACCAGUCGUGGCUUCAAUGAGAAUGACUUUGUCCGCGUUGCCGACAUUGUUGAUCGUGCCGUUGCCAUUGCCGUUCGACUCGACAAGGUUGUCAGGGCCGCUGCCAAGGAGGGCGGUGAAAAGAGCCCCGGAAAGCUCAAACUCUUCCUCAACCACGUUGGCAACGGCGACAGCGAUACUGAGAUUGUACAGCUCCGCAGCGAAGUCUCUGACUGGGUCGGCACCUAUCCCCUUCCCUGGGACUCCGCCCAGUAA
Molecule: messenger RNA, 1569 nt
Organism: Cordyceps fumosorosea ARSEF 2679
Lineage: Eukaryota; Fungi; Ascomycota; Sordariomycetes; Hypocreales; Cordycipitaceae
Product: serine hydroxymethyltransferase
Exons: 5
Coding region: 1-1569 (522 amino acids)
Biological process (GO): tetrahydrofolate interconversion; L-serine catabolic process; folic acid metabolic process
Cellular component (GO): cytoplasm
Molecular function (GO): glycine hydroxymethyltransferase activity; pyridoxal phosphate binding; zinc ion binding
Source: RefSeq, a predicted model, not a curated record